Molecule: messenger RNA, 1625 nt
Organism: Zea mays
Lineage: Eukaryota; Viridiplantae; Streptophyta; Magnoliopsida; Poales; Poaceae
Product: Mediator of RNA polymerase II transcription subunit 27
Exons: 8
Coding region: 247-1407 (386 amino acids)
Biological process (GO): regulation of transcription by RNA polymerase II
Cellular component (GO): mediator complex
Molecular function (GO): transcription coactivator activity
Source: RefSeq, a predicted model, not a curated record
GGCCCUAUCCUCUCCCUCGCCCUAACCUCCCGUCAAUCCGGCUACCUGACAUCAGUCUCCUCUCAUGUAUUAAGCUUUGAAAUGAGUCUCCUUAAUUGACGAUUCUGGAAUUCGGAGGCCUGGAAUUCGGAGGCCCAGGAAUCAUGAUGCAGCAGGCUCAGGCGCACACCUCGGCACUUGCGGGAGCGCCGUCGGCGUCGGCGGUGGCACCGACGGUGGCUCACCCGCACGAUCCGGUGGGCGGGGAUGCGCCGCCGAAGCAGGUGGCUCAGGCGAUGGAGCGGCUGGGCCGUGCUGGCCGGUUCAUCGCGGACAUCCGGCUCGGCGCGGACCGCCUCCUCGAGGCUCUUUUCGUCUCCGGCGACGCGCCCCCGUACAGCGUGCGCCAGCACGUCGACAGGAUGGAGCGUAUUAUCGUCAAGGAGGAUGCCGCCAUGCGCCUCCACUUUCAGGACCUACGCGCCCUCGGCAGGAAGGCAAUUAGAGGAGUCUGGAGUUCUUAACGGGGCCCUUAAAGCUCAAGGCAAUUCAUGGGGCUUGCACAUGCCACUCGUUUGUCCAGAUGGUGCUGUUGUAGCUUAUGCUUGGAAGCGUCAACUAGCAGGUCAGGCUGGUGCAUCUGCUGUGGACAGGACUAGGUUAGCUCUCAAGGCUUUCACUGACCAGAAAAGAAGAUUCUUUCCUCAUCUAGAAGAUGAAGUUGUUAGCCAUCUCCAUGAUGGUCAACCUGGUGACACCAAAAAGUCAAAGUUGUUUACCAGCAAUGGAUAUCUAGAGGAAAAAUCUUUGUCUGAAAUACUGAAAAAUUUAGAACAUGAAGUACCUAACAUAAAAAUAUUCACAUACUGGCAUCUGGAUUGGUCAAAAAGAGCUUCAUCAUUAGCAUCUCUGUUGGAUGAUGACUUUGUGGAUCCAUCUAAAGAGCUGAACCUGCAAAAUAUGGACAAAUCGAGAUCUGAUGCUCUGACAACUACCAUAGACCAAGUUGCUGUUAUUGAAUUGCUGGUUCCUUCAAUAUUUAGAGCUGUAGUGUCAUUGCAUCCUGCUGGAUCUACUGAUCCUGAUGCAGUGGCAUUCUUCUCUCCCACUGAGGGAGGAAGCUAUCUUCAUGCAAGGGGCACAUCGGUACAUCAUGUGUUUAAGCAUGUAAAAGAACAUGCUGACAAGGCAUUGCAGUACUUCAUCAAUGCGGAGCCGAGUAAAGCACUACCUCUUCUUUUGCGUUGGAUUGCCAGCUAUCAGACUCUGUUUACGAAGGUUUGCAGCAAAUGCAGACGGCUUCUGAUGAUGGACAAGUCUUUGGCUUUGCUGUUGCCUCCUGUCCACCGCCCCUAUCACCAGACUUCAAAUGUUGGACCAGAUCUUCAAGAGGCCUACCACAUUGGAUGUUCCUCCUACGAUGGCUAGCUGAUGCUUCUAAGAUGUUCCUGACAUUGUCAUUGACAUAGUACGUGUACAACAGUCCUGUGUGAAACAAUGUUCUUUUUUUUUUGGAAUGUAUCCAACCCAUUAGGUGACAUAUGUAUAGAAACGUUACUGGUUGCUUAGGUACUUGAAGUUCUACGCUCUUGCUCAAAUUAACCUACAGAUUAAUUCAGAUUAACAAAAUCCAGAACUGGUCCAAA